GGGCCACCAUCACUGGAGCCCCCCGUGCCCACAGGUGGCCCUACAACGGAGCCGUGAGGAUGAGGGGCCGGAUCCCCCCCGCGCUGGGUCUGGCCAUGGCCGUGGCCGCGCUGCUCCCCCCCCCCGCCGGCGCCCGCCGCAGCCAGGACCUGCACUGCGGAGCGUGCCGGGCGCUGGUGGACGAGCUGGAGUGGGAGAUCUCCCAGGUUGACCCCAGGAAAACCAUCCAGAUGGGCUCGUUCCGCAUCAACCCCGACGGCAGCCAGUCCGUGGUGGAGGUGCCCUAUGCCCGCUCGGAGGCCCAUCUGACGGAGCUGCUGGAGCGGGUGUGCGAAAAGAUGAAGGAAUACGGGGAAAAAACGGAUCCCUCCACACACCGGAAAACUUACGUCCGGGUCAUCUCCCACGACGGGACCAAGAUGGACCUUUCCGGGGUCAAAAUUGAUGGAGAUGUCACUUCCAGCCUCAAGUUUGCGUGUGAGAGCAUCGCUGAGGAGUAUGAGGAUGAACUCAUCGAAUUCCUGUCUCACGAAGCCGACAACGUCAAGGACCGGCUCUGCAGCAAGCGCACGGACCUGUGCGACCACGCGCUCCACAUCCCGCACGACGAGCUGUGACGCCGGUGGCACCCCCGGGGGGGGGGACGGUGCCACCCCCAACCACCGGUGACCUCGUGGGACCAGGACGGCACCGGGACCCCCCCGUGUCCCCCCCAGGAGACCCCCCCUCGCCCGCUCUGCUGCUCUCGGCCUAUUUAUUCACCGUCCGUCCGUGGGGCCAGGGACACAGGGACAUCGGCCCCGCUCCCCACCGGGACGUUUCACGGGGGGGACACACGGGGGGGACACACGGGGGACACCGGGUUUCAGGUGCCCCCACCGGGAUGGGGUCUUGGGGGACCGGGGCCGGUUUUGGGGCCCCCCCUCCCUGGUGCUGGCAAUAAAGGGGUGUCGCGGUGGCCGAGGGCA
Messenger RNA from Calidris pugnax (ruff), 968 nucleotides. RefSeq names its product canopy FGF signaling regulator 2 (gene CNPY2). Gene Ontology annotation, cellular component: endoplasmic reticulum. The coding region runs from base 60 to 617 and encodes 185 amino acids. The record is from RefSeq and is a predicted model, not a curated record. The transcript is spliced from 6 exons. NCBI's taxonomy places the organism in Eukaryota, Metazoa, Chordata, Aves, Charadriiformes, Scolopacidae.